UUCUGUGCACUAAUAUUUCCCUAGAACAGAAGUACUCGUCAGAUCGUUGUCGUGGUAGUAUUAUAGUUUUCGAUCAAUUAAUUAUUACUAUUUAAAACGUGAAACUAUAAGUUUCUAGUCAAUAAUAAAUUACAAAACUAGUAAAAUUUAAUAGGAACUCGACUUUAACUGGAUUCGUUUUUAAUAUAAUCAAUUAUCUAUUCAUGAUAUACUUUAGUAUAUAUUCUCAAAUAAAAUGAGCGAAGAAACACCUAUUAUAAACGAAGACGAAAAGCCGGUGGUCCAAGAGAACGUCACCAGAAUAGUAUUUAUGAACAAGCCGCGCAAUGAUCCAUCACACUACGAUCAAGAAGCCACGUGCUCGUCGGACUCCUCGUCUGUGUGCAAUAUCAACAACGUCGUACUGCCAGUGAUUACGUACGAAUUUCAGCCACAACAGCAAAUCAUCGAGACGGGUGGCUUACAUUCGGCUACUGUGUUGUACCAUAACCCCGACGAACAGCCACAGUAUGUUUUGCCACCACCGCCACCGCCACCACCUACACAGACUUCGACUCUUACUUAUGUGAACUCUGAAAGCAAACCCUGUACUAGAUCGCGUUCUUACGAAUCUGAAAGAGAUUAUAAAAAAUCUGCCUGUGACAGAGAAAGAACUAGGAUGCGUGAUAUGAAUAAAGCGUUUGAUUUGCUACGAAAUCGGUUGCCUAAAAGCAAACCACCUGGUAAAAAACUAUCAAAAAUCGAAUCUUUGAGAAUGGCUAUUCGGUACAUAAGACAUUUACAAGCCAUACUUGAAUAUGGACCGGAGUACGAAACAAAGAUAUAUUCAGUCCCAUGCGCUCAAUAUUUGCCACCCCCUCCUUAUUAUGGAUACCAACCAACUUACAGUCAAUGGAGUGCUAGCGACUUCAACCCCAGCAUCCAUACCCCCAAUCAUCCAUACUAAAUUUAUUAACUCUAUCUAAAAUCAUAUAAUUAUUAAAUAGUAUUUUAAGUAUAGAUGAUUUAAAAUAAUUUAAUUGGCUAAGUGUUUUUUUAGUUAUAUUUUGAUUGUUAUAAUUGUAUUAAAAAUUGGUCUAUACUUCACACAUGACGUACAUAGAAAAAUCAUUUUUAAGACAGUUUUUGUAAAAGUAUUUUAUUAAAACUUUUUGAUAUACUAC
This is a messenger RNA of Daktulosphaira vitifoliae (grape phylloxera), 1163 nucleotides long. It is a transcript of the gene sage, whose product is annotated as helix-loop-helix protein 6. Gene Ontology annotation, biological process: mesoderm formation; regulation of transcription by RNA polymerase II. The record is from RefSeq and is a predicted model, not a curated record. Gene Ontology annotation, cellular component: nucleus. Gene Ontology annotation, molecular function: RNA polymerase II cis-regulatory region sequence-specific DNA binding; protein dimerization activity; DNA-binding transcription factor activity, RNA polymerase II-specific. Bases 236 to 946 code for a protein of 236 amino acids. The transcript is spliced from 4 exons. Lineage: Eukaryota; Metazoa; Arthropoda; Insecta; Hemiptera; Phylloxeridae.